UCCUCCUCUUUGCACAUCUGAGGGCGGCCGCGGGGCUGGCUUCCCCCUCCCGGAGGUCGCCUUUGUUUUCCCGGUGUCGCUCUCCCGAGCAGCCGGGGGGGGCGGGAGGGGACCGGGGCCGGGCUGGACCGGCCGCCCCUUCUCCUCCUCGCCCCGCCGGAGCCCGCGGAGUUGGUGCGGUUCCCCGGGGGCCGCACUUUCCCCCCCCCCCCCCCGGCCCGGGAACUGAGCACCCGCCGCCCCCCCCGGCCCGGGACCCCCCAUGGCACCGCCGCGAUGUUCGCGUCCCGGGUCCUGGAUUUCCAGAAGACGCGCUACGCCAGGUUCAUGAAUCACCGCGUCCCGUCCAACCGCAGGUACCAGCCGACGGAGUACGAGCACGCGGCAAACUGUGCCACCCACGCAUUCUGGAUUCUGCCCAGCAUCCUCGGCAGCUCCAUCCUCUACAUCCUCUCUGACGACCAGUGGGAAACCAUCUCAGCCUGGAUCUAUGGCUUUGGCUUGUCCAGCCUCUUCAUCGUCUCCACCAUCUUCCACACCAUCUCCUGGAAGAAGAGGCAUCUCAGGACCAUGGAGCACUGCUUGCACAUGUUCGACAGGAUGGUGAUCUACUUCUUCAUCGCGGCAUCGUACGCUCCCUGGCUGAACCUGAGGGAAUUGGGUCCCUGGGCCUCCCACAUGCGCUGGAUCAUCUGGAUCAUGGCAUCUAUCGGGACCAUCUAUGUUUUCUUCUUCCACGAGCGCACGGCAGUGGACAUUACAGGCGUCAAACUCACUCAACGCUCCCUCUGCACCUACCUCCAAGCAGCUUCUCUGUCGGUCGCAGGUACAAGCUGGUGGAGCUGGUGUGCUACGUCAUCAUGGGCUUCUUCCCUGCCUUGGUCAUCCUCUCCAUGCCCAACAGGGAUGGCCUCCCGGAGCUGGUGGCCGGUGGACUCUCCUACUGCCUGGGCAUGGUCUUCUUCAAAAGCGACGGUCGCAUCCCCUUCGCCCAUGCCAUCUGGCACCUCUUCGUGGCCAUUGGAGCUGGCAUCCACUACUAUGCCAUUUGGAGGUACCUCUACCGGCCUGGCGCGCUGGAGACUAAAACGUCCCGGUAGACACCUUAAAGACAUCGUUUGCACCAACUGGCACGUGGGGGCGUGGAGGGGAGCGGGGAGGCAGCCUGCACCGUGGGCUCGCCCCAAAUCACCCGCUCGCCCCAUGGGCAGCAGCUGCCGGUGCCCUUCCUGCAGGGACAGGAGAGCCUGGAGGUUGAUUUUAAACAGAUUUUUCUUUUUUAACCUCCGGAACUGUUUAUUUUUUUAGACAAAGGUUUUGUAACAUGGUGACCGACCGCCGGGCUGCGGGCGAUAGGGAAGCGACCCCUCCCUCACCCGCCUGACCCUGAGCAUCCCGUGGGAGCAGAGGCCCUGUCCCUACAUGCCCCUGGCUAGUGACACCCUGGGUUUGGCUACUGGAACCCUUAGCACGGGCCACCCAGGGGACUGGAGGGGUUGGAAUGGAGGGAGAGACCCAGCCUCUUUCCCCUGGGAGGGGGGCACGUCAGCACCCCUGCACCAUCGGGGCUCGGCUCCUAAAUGGUCCUAAGUCAUGUCAGCAUUAACCGCCCCCUCCCAAGUUCUUGACGGGAAGGUCCGGAGUCAACAAAGCCUUACAUGAGACUGAAAUUUGAAUCUCUUCCAGAGUCCCUGAGCACUGGAAAACCCUUUCUCUAAGCCAGUAUUAAGUGCACAACUUGGUACAUGCCCCCAGAUGGGCCCUGGGUCAUUCUCUCCCUGGGGUGCUUUGUUUUCCUCUCCUGUCUCAGUGCCGGUGGCAGCCCUGAAGCACGGCCCUGCUCCCGGGCUCUGCCACGCACGUGCCUUCGGUGCGGAGCAGAGGGGGGAUCCAGCUCCCGGCAUCCACCUGGCUGGGGUCAGCCCAUCCGCAUCAGGGGAUUUUUCUUUCUCCUCAAGAGAGGGAAGCGAACCUCCUUGGAUUGGGAUCACGGGGCUGCCUGCCUUCUCUGCUCCCGUUUUGAUGAUGAGCCUAUUGCUCAUCAUCAGAUUUAAUUCCGCUUUUGGGAGGAUUUCCGACAUUCCCAGGAAUGCUGCAGGGAAGGGACGCAUCCAUGUGGUGCUUGGAGGUGAGCUGUGACGGGGACAUCCUAGUGAUGCUUGGUUUUUAAAUGCCUAACCACAGCUCCACACUGCUCUCCAAGGCAGGAUAAUGAGACAUGGAGCACCCAUCCAGCCGUCAGGAGCAUCCCCGACGGUGCUGGAAUGGGAAAACCAUACCCGGUCCUACUCCCCAAACACACCGGCAGAGGUGCUGGAGCCAGGAGGGUCUGGGACAUGCUGGGCUCUGGUCCGUGCCGGGCUCUGGUGUGUGCUGGGGUCUGUGCUGGGAGCGGGCGGGCAGAGCAGCGCUGCUCUCAGUCCUGCCUGCACCUUCCCCAGGAGCCCCCGAAGGCAUCGAUUUCCCAUCACAUCUUUUUGGCCUCUGGAUUAAUCGCAACUGCGGCAGCCUUGGCACGAUGUGGCAAGCGAAGGAGAUUUAUGGCCACUGUCCCACAUCUCCUGUUUCUCCGGCAGCAUGCCGAGGAGCUGAGCUCCCAGCUCUGCCCCACCACCCGCAGAACUUAGAAUCCCCCCAGCCUGUGCCGCUCCAGGACCGGCUCUCCAGGGCCGUGCCAUCUUGCAGCAGAUUACCAAAGAGAAAGCAUCUGGAUACUCAUCCCCUCCUGACGUGGUGGCUGUGGUCACCAGGUCAGCAAAAAAAUCUGGUGGGUUUUCACCUCCAUAGGCAGAAGGUUCCUAGAAGGGGCUCUGGGUGCUGUGCCCAGCACCCCAGCCUGGCAUGAGGCUGCUGGGGGGGUCUCUGCCCGGGGCACCCCAAAGCAGCCUUUGGGCUGGGCUGCCUCUCAGGGUGACGGGUGGUCUUAGGGACGGGGGGUGAAUGACUCGAUGUGAGCCCGGUCUCUGCUGCUGCCUCUCCCAGGCCCCCAGGACGCAGCCCUUGCUCUGUCACCUACCGCAGAUGGAGGGGUGGAGAAGGACGAGCUGUGAGUAACCAGCAGUUGGUGGAGCAUGUCUGGGGUUGGAAUAGUGGGAUAUGGGGGCCCAGAGUGGGAGCUGCCAUUUUUGCUGUCUGGCAAGUCAUUACCCUUCUCCGUGCCUCAGUUUCCCCAUCUGUAAAAUGGGGGCAAAGACACCGACCUACCUCACAGGGCUCAUGUGAGGACCCCGUGAAGCACUUGGAGGACAACUAGUGCUUUACAAACACGUGCUUCAAUUUUCACUGAGUCUGGGGGCCCGGAUUUCCAGAGCCACCGUGGGGCACGGUGACAACUGUGGCUCAGUGUGCCCAGGUCUCCUGCUCCGUCACUAAAUCCCACGGGGGAACCACCCUGGGGACAAACCGUGCACACAGCAGUCCCAGAUGCCGGGCAAACAUCCCUUGGCAGGGGCUGAGGAUGCCCAGGGACCACCAUUCUGUUUCGUCUGCGGGUGUCAUCCCACGGGAUUUAUCUCGGAAGCUGUUUUGCCACUGGGGGCUUUUGGCCCUAAAUUUGUCCCGGGGGCUCCCGAGGCCCAGGGAGGUGACAGAAGGACUUUUCCGAGGCUACUUCAUCUCAGCCUCCUGCUGAAAACCCAGGGCAGAUGCCUGGGUGGGAAUGGGUGGCCAGGCUCCAUCGGGGACAUUGCUUCCUAAAUCCUUCCCUUGCAAAGCAGGGUGGGGGGCACAGAGCAGGUUAUCGGAUUGUCCUCCUAUUUUAUACUAAUUUUAAAUGACUCGUAAUAUUCAGGAUGCCUGUGGAGGAGGCUUCGAGGGAUCUUUUUAGCAUCUCGUGUUUUUCACCAUCCAUUCUUGUUCAAUCAGUAUUUUAUAUUUAACGCAGUAUUGGGUCAAAUAAAAUAUAAGGAAGAUAACGCUAGUGAAUAUUGUUUCCUGUGGAGUAGGAUUGAAAUAAAAACUCAAGAUACCUCA
Harpia harpyja (harpy eagle) is the source of this 3972-nucleotide messenger RNA. RefSeq names its product monocyte to macrophage differentiation associated 2 (gene MMD2). Lineage: Eukaryota; Metazoa; Chordata; Aves; Accipitriformes; Accipitridae. The record is from RefSeq and is a predicted model, not a curated record. Gene Ontology annotation, molecular function: pore-forming activity. The coding region runs from base 277 to 1308 and encodes 343 amino acids. Gene Ontology annotation, cellular component: membrane. The transcript is spliced from 7 exons.